CCUUAUACAAUUAUUUCCGCAUUGUGUGUAAAUACAGAAUAUGAUUUGCGCAUUCGUGUGAUUAUAGUCUGUAUGUGCAUUUGUAUGAAUUGUAUAAAUAUUCGUAUGAACAUAGGAGAACCUUGUACCACAUAGAAAAAAAUCUCAUUUAGGAAUCUUGUGAAGCCAUAGAUAAAGAUGAACCGGAUUAAUUGUAUCAGAAUUGGAGGAAGUACACCCACAAGAGAUCUUUUCGCCGAUAUGAAUGGACGUCGGCCAGUUAAUAAUGGUAUGUGGGGAAAUAAUAUGGAUCACAUGGAUAUUAGAAUUGCUAGGUUACUGGCGCAGCAGAAUUCUCCUAUAGGUUUCGACGAUGACUCUAGCGACUCGGACGACUCGGAAGAUAAUUUUCAAACAGAUCUAGCCCCUAUGUUCAUUGGAGGUGCAAGAGGAGGGAUGAGGCCACAACGCAACCCUCAAACAACAAAACAAACUCAAAAAGCUGUGCCUACGAAACGAAAGAACUUCGAUGUCUCUAUUGACAUUGGUAAUAUUUCUCUGAAGGUCAAAAGUGGUAACCUGGCAGAGCAAGAGGCUGAUGUCAUAGUAAAUAGCGUUGCUACUGAUCUCGACUUAACAAAAGGUGUUGGUUCAAGUGCCAUUUUUGCAGUUGGUGGUCAAGUAAUACAACAAGAAUGUGAUGAUAAUUAUUCAGAUGGGAUAUCAUUUGGUGAUGUAGCUAUAACCUCUGGAGGGCAGCUUAAAUGCUCUAAAAUAUACCAUGUAGCGCUACCUAGCUGGAAUAACAAUGAACAGGAAAUACAAGCAAUCUUGAAAAAAUGUUUCGUGCUAAUGGGACAAUCUCACGUAGCUUUGAGAAGUGUGGUAAUACCACCACUUGGGCAUGGGUUUUUGGGAUUUCCAGACGAUGUUAUUGCAAGAAAUAUGAUAUCGACAAUUGUAGAAUUUGGGAAGAAUCCACAGAUACACCAUGCUUCAGUGUCCAUUGUAUGUCACAGAAGGCAACAUGUAAUAUUCAAGGCACUAAAGACAGAGGUUAAAAGAUUAACAGUGCAGCUGCAUAUGGAUAUGUAUAAAGGCGAUCUCAAAACUCCUUCGUACUGGACGAAGUACGACCAAACAAAGACUCUUAGAGAAUGGAAUUGUCACCAGAUAUCUGCUAAGUGUUGGGAACAGGUGCAAGUAAGCCCAGAAGAACGUUCUGCAAUUGAAAAACUUGUUAUGGAUACAUGGAUGAAGCAGUUUGUUGGACAUGGUCGCGAUUCACGGGGACUUAAUGCAUUAAAUUACGCUAACAUACAAAUUCUUGACGUAGAAAGAAUAGAAAACCCAUUAUUAGCAGAAAGGUAUUUCCAAUGCAGAGCAACAAUGUUUCAUAAGGUCGGACAGUUAGAAAGAACUUUUACAAGACUUAAAGACAUACCGUAUGCAAAAAAUGGAGGUAUUUUGACCACGAAAAAAGCAGGGAAAACCUUAACACGUGAAAUGUGCCAAAUGGUAAAUGAACAUUAUUUAUUCCAUGGCACAACCGUGGGACGGAUAGACGUUAUAGCGGCUCAGGGUUUUGACAAUAGAUUGACUGAAAACGCUAUGUUUGGACCAGGUGUUUAUGCUGCUGAAAGUUCAACAAAAAGUGAUCAAUACGCAGAUCCCAGAGAUCAGCGAGAUAAGAGAUCACCAAAAAAAAUGAUACUCACAAGAAUGCUUCUUGGAGAGAUUUAUGUUACGGACCAGCCAAAAUCGUUCCAAAGACCACCGUGCAAAACCUGCAAGAAAGAUAAAUGUUGUGAUUCGUCACAUAAUCCCAGAGGGCAGGGAUUCUUUGAUUCCGUAGUUGUUGAUGGACAGUGGAACUUCAGAGAGUUUAUUGUUUAUAACAGUAGUCAGUGCUACCCAGAAUACAUUAUCACGUAUAAAAGAAAAUAAAAGCGGGAAACAGAAGCGCGAUUGUGACAUUGUAGCAUGAUCGUGAUUUUUUGACUGCUUUCUAACAAUGUUAUUAUCUGUUAUCUACUCGACACUUAAACAAUGUACACGUAAUACUGUUAUAAUUAGUGUACAAUUUUUACAAAUCUACCAAAAAGCAAAAAGGAAGAUGAAAUACAUGUUAUUUUAAUAAGUGUUCAUGUCACAUGAGUGUCAUGUAUGUUUCUUUUUUGUUCGGUUGUAAAACGUUCUUGUAUUUUUCUUGUAUUUUACUAAAGAUCCAACAGUUAUUAUUAACUUCUCUAUCAAAAUCAUUUUCGUAUUCAGAUUUUUCGAAAAUUGAGCAUCAAUUCGCUGCAAAGGUUACAACGUAAGAACUUGCAAUUGAUUCCAUUUAUCGUCCGCUAAGUAUGUAAGUUUUUCGUGUACUUAUUAAUUAACUUUACACGUACUCUACUAUUAUUAGUUAACUAAGUGAAAAUAAGGGAUUUAUAAGACAAAAUCUAGAAAGGAUUUUGUUUAAGUUUGUACAAUAAAUAUUAUCUUCGUGUCAUGUAGCCUUCAUUUACACUUCUUGUUUAUCUGUUCAAUAUAUUCAUGAAACUGAAUAUACGAUACACAACUGGUAUUCCCCUGUCAUUUACCUUUUGAAUGCAAAUAUCACAAACAUAAUUUAUUGAAAAGGGGCGAAAAGAAUAAGAAUUUUCUAUUUCUGCGUCAUGAUUAAAUGCUUACUUUGUCAUGAAAGUCGGUUUUGUACA
This is a messenger RNA of Mytilus californianus (California mussel), 2687 nucleotides long. Its product is annotated as protein mono-ADP-ribosyltransferase PARP14-like. Gene Ontology annotation, molecular function: transcription corepressor activity; NAD+ poly-ADP-ribosyltransferase activity. Gene Ontology annotation, cellular component: nucleus; cytoplasm. NCBI's taxonomy places the organism in Eukaryota, Metazoa, Mollusca, Bivalvia, Mytilida, Mytilidae. The record is from RefSeq and is a predicted model, not a curated record. Gene Ontology annotation, biological process: negative regulation of gene expression. The transcript is spliced from 7 exons. The coding region runs from base 178 to 1926 and encodes 582 amino acids.